Messenger RNA from Punctularia strigosozonata HHB-11173 SS5, 1743 nucleotides. Its product is annotated as P-loop containing nucleoside triphosphate hydrolase protein. NCBI's taxonomy places the organism in Eukaryota, Fungi, Basidiomycota, Agaricomycetes, Corticiales, Punctulariaceae. Bases 1 to 1743 code for a protein of 580 amino acids. The record is from RefSeq and is a predicted model, not a curated record. Gene Ontology annotation, molecular function: RNA binding; RNA helicase activity; ATP binding. The transcript has 6 exons.
AUGAACAAUGCAGGUAUCCGCAACUGGUCUGCUGGUAGUCUCGACUUCCCUCCGCGCGCCGGAGACAUGGGGGGGCCGUCGCCUCGUCAAGACCUGAUGCGGGAUAAACAACGGCGGUCCGUGAUGGGCAUAAUGCGCCGCGAAUCUGCCGGCGUGAGUGCAACACAAUCGGAGAACUGGGCCAGUGGUUCCGCUCGUGAAAGCGCGGCAACGUUGACGAAAUGGGAUCAACUGAACCUCGUACCAGACCUCCUUCGUUCGCUUAGCAAAUUCGGCGUGGGGCCUCCGAACAAGAUACAACAACGCGCGCUUCCCUUCCUUUUGAAGGGCGCUGAUAUCAUCGCUCAGGCGCCUCCUACUCAGGAAAGAAUUGCCGCAUACGUGAUCCCCGCAAUUCAGAUCGUUCUGACUCAUAUCAACAAUCGCAAUGCGAACGUUGGCCCCACGGUUGUCAUGAUAUCUACCACAGUGGACCAAGCGACUCAAGCUCAAAGGAUGAUUAGGGACCUGGGUGGCCCAAUCGGUGUCCGGUCAGCGCUCGGUGUGGGUGUGGCAUCCGCUAGUAACGACCUGGGGCCCGAAUUACGCCUACUUCAGCAAAAUUCGCCCCACAUUAUUUGUGGGACUCCACAGAAGUUACACGCGCUGUUCACUGCCCCUGGAGGACUCAAUGGAUCGCAAGUGCGGUUCCUCGUGCUUGAUGAAGUAGAUCAGCUCAUCGCCCGCAAUCUUCACGACUUCGUCCUUAAUAUUGUCAAGGGAUUCCCACCCCCGCGUUCAAGAUCACUCACCAGCAUUGGUGGUCCAGGGAACUCGUCAUCCCCCGUGUCUCAGAGCCCAUACACUCAAUCGUCGUCGUCGUCCGAUUCGGUUAGCGCAAACCUGAACACACCUCUUCAGGCCCAGGUCCGCAGGCUUUCCGGGUUUGGAUCUCCAGCAGACGACUCCGCCACAGGGGCCAGCUCGCAGAUCGAGAGACAAAGCGCUCUUUUCUCGAAUACGGUGCCGCAGGACGUUCUCAACCUUGCCCAAACCAUCCAAUUACGGGAGCCUGUCCGGGUUCUGGUUAGACGCGAUGGCAAUGUCACGCAUGCUGACACUAGUCAGGGCGCCCGAGGCUUGCGCCAGUUCUACCUUUAUCUUGCUUUCACAGCGGGUGGCCGUCCAGAACCUCUACCCAGUGCUCCAAGUGGCGGAUUAGGCAUCAUCGGGUCCGGACGUGGGACUUCCAGCGCAGAAACUGCGCAGGCAAGGGAGUGGAAACUGGAAGCAUUGGCCGACCUCUUUGAUGAUAUAGACGUUCAUCACGCGAUCAUACAUGUUGGCGGUAUGACUUCCCUUGAUACCGUGGUGUACAAGCUCGCGAGCAAGGGGCUGGAAGCCAUCCCGUUGCAUGGUGAUAUGAAUGCCAGUGCCAAGCUGGCUGCGCUGAACAAAUUCAGAGGCCCUCCGGCUGUCGUCAUGAGGCAGUUGGCUGCCAAGGUUCUGGUCGUGUAUGACGUCCAAGUGAAGACCACCGAGGUGUCUCAAAUUCCUUUGAUUAUCAACUACGACCUACCGAAAGCCGUUGAGGAGUACGCGCAUCGUGUCGCUCCCGCUGUUGCAACCAGCUACGCGCGAGCUGGCGUCGUGGUCAAUUUCGUGACUGCCACAGGUGGAGAUGUGGAGAUGCUUCGCUCCAUAGAAUGUUUUUACAAGAUCAAAUGCCCCGAAGUCCCCAUGAGCUUACGUGACAUCAUUUGA